Molecule: messenger RNA, 14910 nt
Organism: Porites lobata
Lineage: Eukaryota; Metazoa; Cnidaria; Anthozoa; Scleractinia; Poritidae
Source: the annotation of a GenBank genome assembly
GUUACAUUUGCGCGUCAUGCGUGUCUUUUGCGGUUCGCACCUUCGCGCGGGGUACAACAACAACGUAACCUAAUUAGCAUUAUUCGUGGAGAUCAUGAACCUUGUAAGUGGAGUCUUUAGGGGCGUGAGCAUACAUUACAAUUACAGACGCGAACAAAUAUCUGCAAAACAUUGCUAAGGACACGUGAAAUAUGCCGCCCCUAACUGCGGACAGCAACAAGGAAGGAUUCUGGGGCGAAGCAACUGCGACGAUCGAUUGGUGUGAGGAAAACUAUGCCGUGUCAUCAUUCCUUGCUGAGUUUUGUAAGUGUUUAUUGAAUUGGUUCGGUGAUCUAAAAUACUAGCAGGUGUCGAAUACCACUUUUGCAAAACCAUUUCCAGAAUUGAAGCGUGCACCUUUGCUGCGAAAUCGAACGUUCGUGCAAAAAGGCAGGCCUAUCGAAUAAUCGAUCAACCGCGGAUAUAAAGAUCUAGAAAUUGGGUUUAAAGAUCAGGAUAUUUUUAAACUUCUUCUGAAACUCCACAGGCUACUUUCUUUUCGCGAAAAAGUUGUCACUUGAUUGACCAUUCAAACUAAAAUGUUGUUGGAGCUUUUGUAGAAGAACAACAAUCUUUUAUCAUAAUAACGAAAAACAACAGCCUCUUAUAUCACUCUAUAAGAUGCACCUGAGUGCUGAGUGACGUAUUUUUACCAAAGGUAUCUUCUCUGAGCUGUGAAAAAAUACAACAACGGCAACGACAGAAUAAUUUGGAAUGCGUCAACUGAUAUAACCUAAAUUACGUCUACUAAUAAGCAUGUUCCUCCCCGUUCACUUCAAUGUUACACUGGCUUUGUCACACAAAGUUGAAUAUAAUAAAAAGGGCUAUUGAUCUUGAAAGUCAAAUUUGGCUACUUGAAAUCAUUUACUUCCAAAAAUUUAACAGUAGUUUGUAGAUACAGUGGUAAUGAAAGCCAGCAAGAAUCAGAGAUGACAACAACGCUGCUGCAGUUCAUGUUGGGAGCUCUCCCACCUUGCACAAUCUUUUGUCUUAGUUUGCAAAUUUUUACUGAAAAAAAUUAAUGGGAUGUUUCUAUUGGUCAGUUUAUACAAAAUGAUCAAAAGACUAUUGUUUGUGAUGGUCCACUCCAAAAAAUGCUAACUGAAGAUGUUAUGAUGGACUAUAGCUCAACAGAUGUUUUUUGUUUUUUUUUUUAAUUAGACCUCUUUUUAUCUUGUAUCUUUUCUUUAUCAAGUGUAAGGCCAGCUGUUAAUUUGACACACACCCUUUAUAAACAAUAAUUAACAUUACAUGAAGUUCGUUAUUUACUCUAGAGAAAUAUUCCUUUUUAUAUUAUGUUUUGGAAGGUCUUUUUUAUCUUUGGUGAAAAUUUUAUUUUUCUCUGUUUUGAGUUAUGGUAACUAAUGAUAAUAAGUUUCAAACAAAGAAAAAUAAAAUUUGAACCACAACAUGUAUGUAUAAUUCAUGAAUAAAUAAUACAAAAGACAAAUUCCCAGAGAACAGCACAUGAGCUGAAUGGGAGAAACAGGACAAGCAAGCUAAAAUGUCUAUUGCAAUCACCACUUUGUUUGUUGUUGUUUCUUGAGUUAUUGAAUUUUGUAUUGUGCAUUUCUAUGUUUGUUUUUAUUGGCAGUUUCAGCAAAGUUUUGCAGUCGGGUUUGUGUAAAGUAAGAUGUAGUACUUCGUAGCUCUCCCACUCAUUUUAUCCUGGGCAGGGGGGUGGGGGUUGGGCUACUCCCUCUAAUUGAGUGUAUAGGGUACCUUUACUGUUGAAAAUGGCAUAAAAAGGGAAGAAGAUUGGUACCCUGGGGGGUGCUCAAGAAAGUUUUAUUUUGGCAUGGAAGCUCUGCCUACUGGUCCAACCCCUUACCCUUUUAUAUACCAGUUCUAACCAAAAAGUUCCCCCUUUCGUAUACCCUCUGUUAACAAAUGGUACCAUUUUCUUGGCUCUUUUACAGCCAAAAAACACAUCUGUUAACCCUUCUGGGCCUUUUUAUAGACCUAAAUGACAGAUUUCCCUACCCUUUUAUAUACUUUGAAACUAUGUGAAAUCACUACCCUUUCAUAUACCUGAAGCCUGAAAAAAGGAUCAACUCCUAUUGGGUGUAGCCUCCCUGUAUAGGCCGUUAUUCGGGGUACCCUCCCUGGAUUUUUAACUCUGGGCAGAGGCUACCCCUAUAAUAAUUUAUUGCUUUGUUCAGUGCCCCACAGGUACUUUAUGAACUUUUCCCACAAAAAUGAUAUGCCUGCAAACAUCUGUGUCAUAAGCUACAUGUACCCUGGCUCUGUGAGGAUGCAUUAUGUUUAAUCUAAAUUUUUUUUCCUGAUUUUUUUUCCUUUUGUCUUUCUUCCUUCCUCCUUUCCUUCUUUCUUUAUUUCUUUAGGGAACACAAUUAGCAACUGGUUGUUUUUGUUACCUACAUUAUUUGGAGCAUGGCUGUCAUGGAAAACCAAAUUGGAAAGACGCUACACCCUAACAUUCAUUUCAUUGUUUGGUGAGCCAAUUAAACUGAAAUUUGUAUUGAGAAAAAACUUUCAAGGUUGAAAAUAUAUCAGUGUGCAGCAUUUCCUUGAAUAAUCACUAAGGUUCUAAGAAGCUCGUUCCCCUAAAUGCACACCCACCCUCUCAACCAAAAAGUGGCUGACCCCGGGGGGAGUGGGGGGAGGGUACUGCCAUAUAUGCGCUUAAUGUGCCACCCUAAAGGGUAUGGUUUUCAAGCAGUUUACUCUGGGAAGUGAUGAAUAAAUCAGAGAGUUUGUGUCUAGAAUAGGGUAUCAUUUUCCAGGAAACUGAUCAAUUGGUUGAAGAUUUUAGUCUAGACUAAGGAAACCAGGAAUUGCCACUCAAAAGAAUAAAAGAGAUCUACUCUGAGAUAGGGGGAUGUGGGGAGUUUAGUCUAGUAUAGCAUCACAAAAUUCAGCUGAACUAGCUUUGGUAUAGGCUAAGGGUUCCAGUGUCUCUGCGGCACAUCCCCACCCAAAACGGUGAUGUGGCAGGUGUCAAAGUCCCUUUACUUCUCUCCCUUGAUCUCCCACCCUUUGUGUCUUCCUUCCGAUCCCCCACCCCUUUCGAUGCGUACUGUAGAGGCUAUUGUUGCAAACAAAUUUCCUCGAGUGUUUAUUCAAUUUGCAUAUGUAGCUAUAAAUUGUUUAUUGACAGAUGUAAAAAAAGUAAGAAAUACAGCUUUUUUGUUCUCAGUUUAAGACCACAAGAUGUAUUUUAACUAGACUGCAUUUUUCAGACUGAGUAAAUAGUUUUGGAUGGCUGACCAUGACACAGAUUCACAAAGAGAGUGUUGAGGAGAAAUGGAAUUAGUAAAGUUGUCUCCUUUGUUGUUUUUGUUGUUUCUUCAGUUGUGGGAAUAGGAUCCCUUUGUUUCCAUGCUACAUUGCUGUAUGAAAUGCAGGUGAGAUUUUGUUUAACAGCAAAGAGCUCCCUUAUUAAUGUAAGAAAAUAUGGGGGUGAUGACCGACCAUCAGCCUGCACCUCAUGUAAAAACUGAAACCAGAAUAAGCUCUGUCUUCAAUUUGGGGCUCCAUGCCCUUGUGUUUGCAUUUUAAUUUUUUUAGCUUAGUAAUAUAAUCUUUACUUUCUGACCAAUGCAAUAUUAUUGGUUUCUUCAUUGUAGCUUCUUGACGAACUUCCAAUGAUUUAUUGUACUUGUAUCAUGAUAUUCUGCAUGUAAGUAAUUUUUAUACCCUUUCUUGUGUCCCAAAUUAAUCAUAGGUAAGAUGAUUUAUGUACGGUCUUUUUUUUUUCAUGUCUUGUUUUCAGCUGUCAGUGUUCUUAUCACCCACGGCAACACAACACCACUCUCUUGUUGGUCCUUAUCUUUUGUUGCUCUAUGAUUACUUUGGUAAGUAACCAUACAUGAGACAUGUUAACCCUUUAAGCCCUGAGCAUCAAAUUUCUCCUUGUUAUAUCAAUGCUUUGUAAAACAGAGUGAUCAUAAGAAUUACGGACAUGAUCACACAAGAUGAAUUUGCUUGAUAUUUUAUCAACUUCUCCCCACUACUUCGGUAGGAAAUGAAUAGAAGCAACAAAGGAGAAUUCAAAUUUUGAUCUUAGGGUUUAAAGGGUUAAUACUAGCUGUUGAGAACUGUUAACUAGCUUGAUGACUAGGCAAUUAACAAUUAACAAUAAAAAUAAUAAAUGUAUUAUUAUUGGUUGUUUGAUCACUCAUAUUGGGUGAUUCCAGAAAAUAUCCAUACCCUACCACGGGUGGCAUGAGUAUUUUAACUCCCCCUUGCCCUCGGAAAUUCCAAAAUGCUUAUCCCCCCCUUGCCCUCCGAAUUCCAAAAUCGCUAACCCCCCCUUCUCCUCCGGAAUUUUCCACUUUUGUUUCAGACCCUUUGGAAUUCCUGUUCGUCUGCCUAUAAAUCUUCAAACUAACGAGAAACUUGCACUUUUUCCCUCUGCAAAAGAAUUAGCAAUAAAAGAGGGUUGUAGGCCUACACGACUUUUACCUCAUGCCAAAAUGCUGCUUAUUCCAAUAAAGUUGUUUUUAUCUGCUGGGUAGAUUGUGCUCUGGAAGGUUCUGCAUUUAUACUGAGCAAAUGUGAUUUUAGCCACAUGUUUCACACCGAGAGGUCAUGACAUACAUAUCAAUUGACAGUAGUUAUUGUUUUCUGGUCGGCAGGAUUUGCCUUCUGAUGCAUUAAGCGCAUUUUCUUAGACCUCUUUUGAAGCGUAAAGCUUUUUUAUUACGGCUGAAUAAGGGUUCCAAUUUUCUCCAAAGUGCCUUCUGGAUCUGAAUAGCUAAGCGAUUUUCUUUAGUCCGUGAGUGUAAUGUUUUUCUGCAAUGCUGUAUCAUGCUGGGCCCAGUUCGUCAGUUUUCUUUGCAGAAUGUUAAAUUAUCACGGAUAGUGACUUACAGAUCCAAUAUUAUAAGAGUGAACUGCAGCUUAAACUGAAGCUACAUAAACUUACUAUGGAGAAUUGAAUUGUGACUCAGUAAACUCCAGCUUAGUGUUUUUCUAAAGAUAGUGUGAGUCUUUUGACUGGAGCACGUAGUUCCUCCCUUGGUUAGUUCCUCCCUUGCUACAUGUUGGCGUGAAAAUCGGCGUGAAAUGCAAAAUCUGUCAGGCGUUCUAUUUGGAAACGAGAGACUGGUGCGAGUUUUCAGCACGCAACAACACAUCGUCGAUCGACAAUCGGCGAGAAACACCGACUUGGUUAUAUUUUUAUUAAUCAGUUGACUAAUUCAUCAACUUUAAGGCCUCUUCGAUGUGGAGCUUGCUGUACAACCCAUCUGCUUACCCAUCUGCAUGAACGCAUACUUCUUCCGUGGUCGGUUCGUGCUUCAUUUACAAACUGGGAAUGUUAACAGGUCAGCGAUUUCAAGCGGAGCUUUCGCCGUCUUUCCUCCGGAAAUUCACUGAAUUCAGAGCUGAAACACCCCCCCAUGCCUUUGGAAUUCCAAACUGCGUUACCCCCCCACAUCUUCGGAAUUCCAGUCCAAGAAACCCCCCCUCUCCCUCGGAAUUCCAAGAUGCCGCCCGUGGUAUGGUAUGGAUAUUUUCUGGAAUCACCCAUUGACUGUUUUGUUUUGUGAAUUUGAGUAUGUGUGAUCUGUUGUGUGGGUAAGUUCAAUGGUUGGUAUUGAUUGAUUGGUCCUUUCAUUGGACUGAUUGAUCAUCUUUCCCUGAUUGUAACUGCAAUUAAACAACUGGUUGAAAUAGACUGAUAAUUUUUAUGAUAUGACUAAUUGGAGAAUGGUUGAGUUACUUUUUUUAAUGCUUAUUCGAUUUCUUCUUUGAUCAAUUUUUUUGACUGAAAUUCUCUAAAUUGAAGUUUGCUAUUUCUUUGCUUUAGUGAUUCAUUUAUUGAUCAAAGAAGACUAAUUUUCAUAUAAUGCUUGAUUGUUUUUUAUUGCUUUCUUGAUUCUUUUGUAGCAGUUGUAAUUGGCUAAUAAUGUUAAUCUGCUCUUUUUGCAGGUGUAUUUAACAAUAACAAAUCCCCUUGUAUUCCAGGUAUAGGGCAAAAUUAAUGUCGAUAUUGAUUCUAUAUUGAAAUUUAUAAAAAUCAAGAUAAUUAAAGUGAUGCAAUCAUUUAAUUUCUUGUGCACUGUUAAGACCAUCAGUCUGCACUAAUUUAGCUAACAAUGGUGCCAUGAUGUCUGUCUUCUUUCAGUGGGCGUAUGGAAUUCUUGUUGCAGCUCUGGUUGUUGUUGCUCUAAUUUCUUGCAGGUAAGGGCAGACAUUCUUUGAGCACAAAAAUUAAUUUCUGUAAAGAUGUAUAAUCUGUUUUACUACUGGAUUCUCUUUUACUAAUGAUCUGAGGAACAAAAUGGUAUAUUUCCCAGGGGAGACUUCCAUUUCAAAAGGGAAGUAUGCUCAUCUGAAAAUUGGCCCAGGAUUAUAUCCCAAAAGCAGACCAGUUAGGUACAGUUCUAGCCCCAGUUCAAGGAAUUCACCACCUUCCCCUCCCUGGGGAUAUUUUCAGGCUGUGCCUCACACUUUUAUUUUGUAAACACAUUGCAGGAUGAAAAGAAUUGUCACCAGAGGCCGGGGAUGGUUUUUUUUCUAUAAAAAUGUGAAUUGUGGAUGUUGCUCAAAUAUAUGAUUCUUUUUCACCCCUUAAUGAUAUCUAAAGAUAAUUUUUGGAUUUCAUCCAAAGUCAUUCCAUGAUAACUCAUGUAGAAGUCAGCAUGAUUGUGAUAUCAAAUCCAGUGGCAUAGCUAAAACCCCCUGCCCUCUCCCCAAUGGUUUGGGAAAAUAUAUUUUGCCCUCUCUGUUUUAUGCAUUACAGAUUUCAUCAGCCUAAAAUUGUCCUUUAUUUUUCAUUUCAGAAAACACAGAGGUUCCUGGAAGCUUCUAACCAUAUCACUUGUAAGGUAUUAAAUACUUCAGUUUUCAACAAUAGCCAGUGUAAAAUUCCAUGCAAGAAAGAGGAGGUCAGCAUUGUUAUCACUAAGAACUAAUGCCAUGUAUGUCUGGUCAUGCAAUUAAUUUGGCAUAGGUAUUAUGCAUUAUACUGAAAAAUUUAACAAGUUUUUAUUCUUGGCAGAAAUUUAAAUUUGGAUUCACCUUGACUCUACAGUGGAAUUCAAAAUCAAUUUGCAUUCAAUGGAAUCUUGUAAAAAAACUUAAUUUUUUGCAAGAAUGCAUUGAAAAAUACUCUGGUAUUAAAGAUUAUGUGCAGUAUAUAUGGUUACCAAUAUUCUUAAAGUUAUCUGGUCCCAAACCUGAUCCUGUAUUAAGUAAACCUUUAUUAAGUGGUCACCUGCUAUCAAACAGACACUUGCCAAGAUCAAUUCACAUAUAUUUUUUUGUCUAGGGUUGAUUCAUAGGUAGGCUCAGAGGGGGGCCCUUUUUCUGAAAGUUUGUUAAAAUAUUUAAGAAUUUUCAGUAAAAUUAAUUUUUGGAUGCUGUAGAUGCUGCCAGAGUUCUCUUGACACCAACUAAGAAGAACUAUAUAGCUGGCAUAUUAAGUCUUCUGGCUCCCUCUUUUCUGGUUUUGCCCUUGUUUUUUGUCUACACCUGUACUAAAUUGUGAACCUGUCAUAAGCUAUCAGAUGGUGAACCUUAUUCAAAAUUCUCAUGCCAUCUAAACACAAUUGAGUCACAGUCCUCAUAAACUUUCAUUCCAUUAUUAUAACCUUCCCAUAUUGUGAACCACACUAGCCUGCAUAGCAGGUGCUUGGAAGUAGUGGGCCCACCCCUUGCGUGUCUCCCUCGCGCGCGCUCGUUCUCUCUUUCGCCCGCUACUUCCAAGCGCCUGCUACACAGGCUAGAACCACACUAUAUAAUAAUAUUUUACACAUGAAUAAAUAUAGUUAAUCAUUGUGUUCUAUUUCUUAUAAUCCACUUUUAGCUAUGCCACUGGAUUUAUUUUUUGGAACAUUGACAACAACUUUUGCUCCUCUGUGAGGUAAGAGGUACUACAAAGUGUCGGUUGCAGCAUUAAAAGGCUGACUCCCUAGAUAAUAUAUACAGUUGAACUUCAAAGUGCGACCACCCCUCGUAAGUAACCCUGAAUCCAAAACACCAAAAUUUGCCCAGUCAAAGUGUUACAGUUGGAAUUUGUAGUAAAUGACCACCUCCUGUAAGCGACCGCGACCACUUUUUGGGCCUGAUGGUUUAUGAUUUUACAUUGUUUUUAACCUCUUGUAAGCGACCACUUGACACAUUCUCCGAUCUCUAUUUUCUCUGUGUGCACUAUAUUCUACUAAGAAUAUACGAAGAACUUUAGUCACAACGUGGAACUAUACAUGGCGUAACUUAGACAUUGCAUGCAAUAAACAAUUAUCUUCCAUAAAGUAAAAGUGUCUGGACCUCUUCUCGGAAGAGACCCCCUGUGGUUCGAUUCUUAUUAAUAUAGGCGACCACUCAGUCUUUGCAUUUAGGGUGGUGACGUUUACGGGAGAUUCGACUGCAUAAUUAUAUUUAUCUGUAAGUGGUAUGUGCAUUGCAAAAGCCAUGAUUUUUGACCCCCACUGGUGUGAAGUAGGUAUAGACUUCAACCAUCUUAAGGUACAGACAAACGGGUAACAAAAAACGCGCAAUUUGUCUUGCAACAUUGCUGCAAAGCGAGUUGAAUAGCGAUGUUGCGCGUUUCACCACCAACGUUCAAACCUGUUAACAACCUGAUUUGUUGCAAGACAGGUUUGAUGUGGCUGGUAAAACGCGCAACAUCGCUAUUCAACUGAUUUUGCAGCAAUGUUGCAGGACAAGUUGAGCGUUGUCUGUUGCCCGUUUUUCGAUACCUUUAGCCCUUUCAGGGCGCCAAUUUUAUUCUUGUUUAAUUCCUUGCAGAUUGCAACGAAAUCAAUUCCCUGUACCCAUGAGACCAUUCUUACAACUACACGCCGUAUGGCAUACUCUAGCAGCUAUAGGAUCUUACUAUCACAUUCUUUUCAGGUAUGUAAAUAAAAUAUAAAUUCUCGUUACAAAAAUCUUCAGUUCGUUCAGGAGAUCAUAACCCGGAGGGAGUAACUUCCAUGUACUUGUUUCACGGCGUUUUCACCGGCCAGUUUAUUUUUAGAACUGUUAGAACGGUUCUGGCACGAAUUUAGAAUACAGUCAAACCUCGUUAAUAUGGACACUAAGGAGGCCAUAGAAAUUGUCUGUAUUUACGGGGUGGCCGUAUCAGAAGUGGGUUGGAUUUAGAGAAAAUGUAAGGUCUUUCUUUCCCCAGGGACAAAGAAAACUGUCCGUAAUAAUGAAGUGUGCGUAAAGCGGGGUUUGAUACCUACUGACCUUGUAAUGACGUUUAGUUUUCCUUUUUGAUAUCUUAUGCUUCGAAUGCGCUUAUAGACGGGGAAGAAAAUCCCAUUUUCGUUGGAAAAUUACUCUAAAAUGUAUCUUAAAAUAAACCGGUCCCCCUCGGAAACGCCUGGGGGCGUACUCCUGGGAAUUCUUGGUGGGGAUGUACCGCCGGGUCCUCGAAAUUCUGGCCCUACUUCGGUAGUACCCCCCUAGGUUCUCUGGGUGGGGUGGGGGAGGGCACCUUGGGAACUGACUGGUGCAUGAAUUCUAAACGGAUGGCGAACGUAUAAAAGAAAACUGUACAACAAAUCGCCAUUAACCGGCCCAAGAGAUCCAGAGUUAGCAAUAAUUACAACCCAGAAACAGGAAAAAUCAGUCAUCAUUAUGUUAACCUGCGAAAACAGUUGUUUCUCCUUGCUCUUCGCUCUUCGCCGCUGAGGACGUUUCGCGCGAAACGCCCCCAGCGGCGAAGAGCGAGAAGAAGCGGCUGUUUUCUUGUGUUUUCUCUUUUUUUGUGUGUAUUGUGCUGCUGUCAUCUUAAACUUAGGUUGCUUAUGGAAAACUAUCUGCACAUUUUCAAGCAUUUUUCUGGUGCAAAUAACUUUUUUUUUUCAGGUAUCUUAAAAAGUGGUCUCUAGUUUGUAAAUUAACAAAUUUAUUAUAUGGCUGAAUCCGCGAGCGGGCAAGAUGGGCCCGCUCGGGAUUUCCCGAGUUGUUCCCGCAAGAAAAAAGUUCUCUUUUUGGCCAUAUAGUAAAUCCCUUAUUGACCAAGCAUGUUUGGUCAAGAUGGCUAGAUAUUGGCCUAGUUCUUUGAUGUGUUUUUAUUGACCAAGACGAAGUCAGGUUCAAAAAAGAACUUGGCGAAUAUUAAGGCAUCUUGAUCUCACGCUUGGUUAAUAACUCAUACGUGUAUAUGACAUUCAUUCCAUUCGCUUUUCAUUCUUUAGCAUAGAUCUAAGGCUGCGAUGCCUUGGAAGAUCCCCCGCACUCAAGGUUUGUUGGUGAAUAUCUUAUCAGAAAUAUCCCUUAUUGUGUCCUAGAUUAUUGCCCCCGCAGGGAUUUCGCCCAGAAGGCGAAAUCCCGAGGAGGCACUUCUAGUAACUCGCGGUUAUAUUAAGGAAAGUACUUACAGUCGAAAUAUCCAGUCAUACAGUCAAUAUAGAAAAAAUUUCGAUUUGCUUGAACAGGGGCCGUGAGGAAUCGGUAGGUAAUGAUGACGUUUCUAUUGUUUGCGCCCGCAAGUACGAAAUGAUUAGGAUGACGUAAAGACAGAACAUUCCCAAGGGACCGCUUAGGUAGAUUUUGUGACAUUUAUUGUGCAGUCAUACUUCGACACUCUUUUGCGUUACGUGUUAUCAGUGACAUUCUGUGGAGCAGUUGUUUCAGUGAAAGUUAUGGACCAAAAUUUUAACGACACUCGUUAAGCGCAGAAGAAGUUAUAAGGUGCGUAUAACUGUGUAUAAUAUAUAAACACUUGGAGAGUUUGCCAGACACGAGUUCACAAAUCUUUCAUUGGAAACCUUGCCAGACACUCUUUCUCUCUCUUUGACCGGAAUGAGACUCAGCCCCAAACAAGCAAGACGAGUGAACAACGGCUAGAUUCUCACUAGCAGAACGAUGGACGAUUACAGAAAUUCGCCGACAAUCAAAUUCUGUGCUGACUUAUUCCCUGCUCGCAGAUGUCCUUCCACUAUAAAGUUUCAAAUAAGACUAGAAUGCGCGAGUUUGAAUUGAUCAAACGUCCUUUUAAUUUCUAAGGCUUCCUUUCCGGCAAAUAAAAUGAACUAAAUGUAAAAAGUGGAAGAGAAAUAGCGAAAAAUUCAACUUCUAAUUAAAUAUUCUUGAAACUGAGAAUGUUUUGAUCAAAGCUGUGUAAAUCGACCUGAAACUGUGCAUGGAACCUUGCGUUUCCUGUAUUUAUCUCACCUAUUGUACGGAAUAUGUAAGAAAAUCUUCCUUAUGAAUCAGUAUAUUUCAAAGAGCUACACAACGAGCAAGAAUGCUAUUGACUGACAAUAUACAGAGCGGGGGCAGCUGUAGUGUCAACUAUUACUAGUCAUAUUUAAAUUGAUAAAGCACCGCGACGCUUUAUAUAGCCUGCGUAGCUGCGUAGCAAGCGUUUCCGUGUGCUUUCGGAGCAAAGAAACGACGUGUGCAAAAUCGGCCAAGUAAAAGAGGAGGGAGGGGGAGGGAAAGGAAGGAAACCUCCCCUCUCCCUCACCCUGUUUCCUUUUUUGGCGCUCGUUCCAUUUUUCGCACGGUCAAAAGCGGAAAUCCCGUUUUUAGGUCUUUUUUGCUUUCUUCUGAAACCCCACGGAGACGCUUGGUACGCAGGUUUUCUCGGUGCGCGCUUAUUUGAAGGCUACGCAUUUUCGCAAGCGGCGCUUAUUGCUGUUGUUGUUUUUUCUUCCUUUUGUUAGAAAAACGAUACGAACAAUUGUAAGAACAUAACAAUAAGUUAGUUUUAACAGUCUAUGCCCCCUUCCAGAUCCAAACCUAUAGCAAUAACCGUAAAUAAACAAUCAAAAUCAAUAAGCACCCCUUGUUUUUGGUAUAGGUUGCGGUGUUUUUAUAUAUUUUGAUCCUAAGGGCGGCGCUUAUUGGCUUAUCGGUGGUCCAUAAAGGCCCAACAAAUGUACCAAUCAGAUCAUGGCAGCAUUGAGCGCGGGAAAACUCUUGCGAGCCAGUCACGAUCAGUGACGACUGGUUUUGGUUUCACUGCAAGCCAAUCAUCCAAUCCAGCCAAUCACAAAGCGCGCGCGCAGCAUUGCAAACCAGAGCUAGUUCGAAGUUGCUUUCGAUAUCCAAUUGAAUUUGGGAUACUCAUAUGAAGACUGUGUUAAUCGUGAUUUAUUGUUUUUUUCUUCAGCUUUACCGUGAUUGGCUGCCCUUUGUCUACUCAAAAGAUGCUCUGUCAAAUGGCGUUCUCCCGACCGUGGCCCAGAAGGCAGCCAUUUUUCUACUGCUGUUUGGUCUUAUCUUGAAACUCUUGAAAUAGGAUGGAAUUCGUACAGCAUUUACUUAGGUAAUCUACUUGUUUAAAGGUAAUUUAGAAGGGACUUAGCGCAAUAUAAAAAAUAUAAGUGAGGGGUGAAAUGAUUCAACAUAGAUGUUUAGAAAAUGAAUUAAAUUAUUUAGCUACUAAGUAGAAGCAGAAACCCAUAACUGGUAGAAGUAAAUUUCGUACUCCAGUAUAAUAUGGUGGGUAGAAUGUUAGGUAAAUUCUUUAAAAUAUGGUUUUGUAAGGUGAAAAUUGGUCGAGAAAAUUGUUCCCAAAAAAUUGCAGUGCUUCCCCACGGUUUCUAAUGAUCCUUUUGUGGUGGCAAAUUGAUAACUAGCUUUAAUAAAUUCCCGCAGGCUAUGAUAUUUUCAUAUUUUUCAAUAGGUAGUAAACUGUCACGGAAAAUCACAAUAAAUUAAUAUUUUUGCAUGGGGUAAUUAAAUAUCCAUUCAGAAAUUGGGUAAUCAGGAAUUUCCUUACGUGGGUUUAAAAUAUGAAUUUAAUGAAUUCUCCAUACAUAUUAGUAAACUGAAUUUUAAUUAAGAGCAUUUGUAACACUUCAGCUGCAAGCUGUUUAACAAUUAUUCCUCGAGCCCGAAUGGGCUCUGAGUCAAUAGUCCAUGAGGCCGAAGGCCGAAUGGGCUAUUGACUCAGAGGCCAUGAGGGCGAGAGGAAUAAUUGUCUUAGUAAAAUCCAACUAGUUGGUCAAAAAUAUCGAGAAUAAAAAAAUUUUAGCUAGUUAAAAGCUAGACUUUAAUCCUUUUUUUGCCGCCAAAAAAGCCCGCGCUUUUCGCUACUAGAAGGCUAUAACAUAUAGCCCAGUAGUAGCUCAACCAAUCAGAACGGAGCAUUGAUGAUAAACCACUAGUUGGAUGUUACUAAACAGUGUUAUGCGACGAAUUCCCCCUGUCUGCGUCGAACAACUCAGCCUGAUCGUUUCUGAGCGUUCCGCCCAAAAAUAAAAUUGAUAAAGCUCUUCAACCUUAUCACCAUGGUCUUCUCGUUUUGCAAUAUGUCACCGCCAUUUUGGAAAACGAGAAGUCCCUGGGGUCAAGGUUGAUAAAUCCCAGCAGGAAUAGCGGUUUCCCAUUGGCCAUUUAGAAAUUGCGCGUGAGACUGGGUCGAUUUUGUCACGAAUUGUAUUAUGGGACUGUUUUGGGGACGCUGCGACGUCAGGUUACCAUGGUAGCAAUAUUUCUGGAUCUCAGCAAUCUUUCUUAACAGAGACGGCCAUUUGCAUUGUCGAACGAUGAAAGAAACGUAUGGGUUACCGUUUUGUUUCUCAUUGCAAUCAAGCUUAGGAAAGUCAUACAUGUCCGCAUUUUUGGUUUCGCUUUUUUCUGCCAUAUCUGCUGGACCAAGGUUUUUUCAGAUCCAGAAAUUGCUAGAAAUUUACUACCAUGGCAACGUGACGUAAACGACUUCUCCUCUCUAUACAGCCCAGUUUGUAAGCGAACAGCUUAUAUAAAAUGGCCACAGAAAUUCGUGAAGGUAGUGGAUAGUUAGCCUGCGUUGCAGCCGGUCCACGCACUAGUCGAAACCAUUUGUUGUAUACAGUUGUUUCGUAAAAAGGUUGUCGGAAAAAGUGCACGCGACAAUCCCGAAAGGUAUUGUGGGUGGUUUUGAGUUUACUGUUCUUCAAAGAAAUUUGAAAGAAUGGCACGAGAGGCCAUGGACGUAUGUUCGUACGUGCUGAAGGAAAGCAAAAAAAGAUGUGUUGACAGCUACAGUGUCUGGAACGGUGUAUUGAUCAUAUCCCGUAUUUCCUUUCGGGAACGUCGCGUGCACAUUUUUGCGGACAACCUUUCUCGAAAUAGCUGUGUACAGAAGGUUUAGAGCGUCUUGCGACGCAGGCAAUAGAUAGUCCGUUGUCUGUGUUUAUGAAUUAAGUUCUGAGUGUGUUGAUGUCCGGUAUGUGCGCCAUUGCACAUAUCGGAAGAGGUGUUGUUAUAUUCCACAAGUUGUUGUAAAGUUUAAGUUAAAGCGAACAUUAUAUUUAUAUUUAUUAUUCUUAGGUGAUACUAUAAUAUACAAGGUAGUAUAAUAUCUAAGUUAAAACGUAUUUAUUUCGUUUUGUAACGUUGAAUUAUUUAGCGUUAAAUCAAAGAAUUUGUGUAUACAUCCAGACAAACUGGCCGAGUUUGUUCGAAGACAAGCUACCACCAAUUCACCAUUGCCACAUCUCUUAUAACAUUUGUUUGCCUCCCCCCACCACAUACCCUGGGUGCCAGAGGCUUUUCAUGCGCGGUUUCCGGUUUCGGUCAAAAAGUGACCCGCACGAAAAGCUUCGCCCCUUGUGUCUUCGGCCUUCGGCCGAACACGUGUCGGCCUGUGGCCGACGAAACGAAGCUCCCCGUCGCACGCGAGAAGAAAACCUCUGGUACCCAGGGUACUCACCACAAUAAAAGGUGCAUAAUCUUAAUUUUCAAUUUCUCCUGGUUAUUACAAGCAUCCCUAGAGAAAUUGAAGAAAACGCUUGUGCAAACUAUUGGGCAACAAAGAAGGUGUAUUAUGAACAGCUCCGCCCGGUACACCCCGUAUGAGAGUGCGUACUAAGUUUCAUAAGUGAUCACCCAUUUGUAUAGCGUGUGCAUUAGUUUAUUAGUUUUUCACCAGACACUGUUUUUGUUUUGUAACGUAUUUAUCGUGCUUGGUGUCAUUUCCCUCGCUUAGAGCAAAGCUUCACAAAUAAAUUUACC